Messenger RNA from Aplosporella prunicola CBS 121167, 1371 nucleotides. RefSeq lists its product as uncharacterized. The record is from RefSeq and is a predicted model, not a curated record. The transcript is spliced from 2 exons. The coding region runs from base 324 to 998 and encodes 224 amino acids. NCBI's taxonomy places the organism in Eukaryota, Fungi, Ascomycota, Dothideomycetes, Botryosphaeriales, Aplosporellaceae.
UGUCGCACCAGCGCCCGUUGCCACCGUGAACGGCCUCUGCAACACGAGGCCAGAUCCUCCUCGCCUAAUUGACUUUACGCGAUAGCGCCGUGCGGCGAGCGGGGUGCGGUAGACACCGUCACCCGGCGUCGGCCUCGUUUAACUAACCCUCUCAUCUGUCGCCGGCCUCAAUUGUGCCCUUAUAUAUCCUGUCCUCCCGUGUGACUCCCGGCGCCUUGAUUCCAGCAUUCCUCUCCGUUCCUCGUGCCCGUCCUUGCAACACCAACCCCGCGCCACAAGCACCACCACCAGCAACGCCAACAACAAACCAAACCACCGCAACCAUGUUCAGCAAGACGGCGCUCCUCUCGCUGCUGCCGCUCACGUCGGCGCACUUCCUGCUCAACUACCCCGAAGCGCGCGGCUUCAAGGACGAGUCGGCGGCCAACUUCCCAUGCGGCGGCUUCGACAGCCCCUCGUCGAACCGUACCGAGGUCCCGCUCGAGAACUUCCCCAUCCAGCUCGACAUGCACCACACGGGCGCCAACGUGCAGGUGCUCCUCGGCGUGGGCAACAACCCCGGCAGCGCGUACAACACGAUUCUGCGCGACACGUUCGCCGAGCGCGGCCCCAACAACUUCUGCAUUGGCGGCGUGUCCAUCCCCAGUAGCGUCAACCUGACCGAGGGCAUGAACGCUACUAUUCAGGUUGUUACCAACGGUGACCCGUCCGGUGGUCUGUACCAGUGCGCCGACAUCACCAUCACCUCCAAGUCCCUCAGCACCGAAGACUACAACGCCCACUGCAAGAACAGCACGGGCGUGACGACGCAGGCCGGCUCCGGCAACAUGAACGCCAACCAGACCAAGUCGGGCAGCAGCAGUUCCAGCUCCUCGAGCAGCAGCUCGAGCGCCUCGGCCUCGUCGUCCGCGAACGCCGCUGCUGUCGCGCAGGCCGGCUUCAUGGGCACGGCCGUCGGCGUCGUUGGCGCCAUUGUCGGUGCCGCGGCCCUGCUGUAAGCGCGUUUUUGGACGCUUGCUUGCACGCUGUGUGCUGUGAUGGAUGGAUGGGUUGAAGGCUUGUCUGCUACAUGCACGAAGAGAAACAGGAUUGAAGAAGGAAACAGGGCAUGGCACGGCGCCAGCCCGACAGAAGAGGACGAAAUACCCUCAGCGGCGACCCGGCGACAGCAGUGGUGGAAGAGGUGGCCGGGUUGGUCCGCUUAACGUUGCUUUGCUUUAUUUGCUGCAUUACGCCAUUGUUAAAAAACGACCAGGCUUGUGCUGUGUUGCGCGCAGUGCGCGCGCGUGGGCCUUGAUGAGAUAGAUAUUUUAAAACAGUUACUAUAUUACUACAUCCUACAUCUUGCUCCUAGCUUGCAUAAAAGACGGC